GUCCCCGGAGUGGAUGUGUAUUGACCAGAUUCGGAGACUAUAUCAAUAUAAGUUUAUUGAACUAUUUCCAGCGCCAAUGUUGACAUGUGAUCAUGCUUCAAAGAAAUCAAUUUGCAGAAAUUAAAAAUCUGGAGACAGAAGAAAAUAUUUAAUUAUAAUCAACUGGAAUGAACUUGACAGUGGUAUUGCCUGUAGCGAUUAGUUAAAUUUACUUGUGAUCAUGCCUCCUCAAUCAAUGAUGGACCAUACUAUUAAUCUCCUACCUACGCAAUGUACCGAAGUUUCGCAGGCUGCACGGGUCAAAUGUGUGUUACUUGGGGACGGUGCAGUGGGGAAAACAAGCCUAGUGGUCAGUUAUACCACAAACGGAUACCCUACCGAAUACACCCCCACCGCCUUCGAUAAUUUCUCUGUUGAGGUGAAGGUUGAUCAGACCCCAGUUCAUCUACAGCUGUGUGAUACAGCAGGACAGGAUGAUUUCGAUUCCCUGCGCCCACUGUGUUACCCAGGGACAGAUGUAUUUCUCCUGUGCUUCAGUGUUGUGACUCCCACAUCUUUUCACAAUGUGGCAGAGAAAUGGGUACCAGAAAUUCGCAAACAUUGUCCCAAAGCUCCUAUAGUUCUAGUCGGCACACAGUGUGAUCUUCGAAAUGAUGUGAAAGUGUUGAUCGAACUCGCUCACUACAAAGAGGAGCCUGUGCCCGUUGAAGAGGCACAGAGGAUGGCAGAGAACAUUGGAGCAACAUAUAUAGAAUGCUCAGCUCUCACCCAGAAAAACUUGAAGGAAGUGUUUGACACCGCCCUUCUCAGUGCUCUUAAAUUAACUGACCCUUUAAAAAGAAACAAAUCAACUCGCCAAUCCAAAAAAGGGUCAAAGAAAACAGAAACCCUAACACCAAAGAGAACAGAUGGUGGUCCACAGCACAAGAAAGGAGGAUGGAAGAAAUUUUGCUGCUUUCUAUGACCCAGGUUCCCUCCAUCCAAAAUCAUCCAAUCACAGCUCAGUUCACUGAAACUUCAUCCAACCAUUCAUCUUUCAGAUUACUUAAAGUGUCAUCCAAUCACUGCUCAUUGUCAUAUACCUUGCAUCCAAGUUCCAGAAUCUACAUCAAAGCAUACAUUAUAUUUCAUGUAGUUCAAAAGCAGUUGAAUGCCCUUAAUAAAAAUUAUUGAAUUGUAAAAUGUUUGAAUGAUUGUAAAUUCUGAUACAAUAUUAUUUUUUGUUUCUUUUGAUAACCAAUUUUUUUUUUACUAAAAAAAAAGUUGUUUCCCUAGAGAUUUUAAUUUGAGAUUUCAAAAAAAUUCUGUCUUUAUACAUAUCAGUGUUUGAUAGAUUAUAGAUAUGUCAAUCAUUUAUCCAUUUAAUUUAUUUUGUGAAUAAGUUUUUUUUUAUGCCUGAGUUGAGGGAAUGAGUAUUUUCAAAUGCAGAGGAUUAAUGUCUGUGAUGAAAGGAUUAGAGAUUAUUGUGUAUUCAUGCAUAGAUUUCAAUGUGCAAUUUAAAGUGAACACUAGUUCCAAAGAGCUUCUCAUGGGAAUACUUUGUUUGCUUCCAUUUUUUUUUUUUUUUUUUUUGCACUGCUUUAAGAAAAGGAAUGUCACUGCAGGCCUAAAACAGAGAGAAAAUCUGGGUCACCUUAGAAAUCAUUAUUCAAUCUGCUAGGUCACAAAACAAUAACUUCAGUUGCUUUGGGACUUCAAACCUUCCAUGUUUUUCAAUAAGACGGUCAUGAGAACUUGAUAUCCGCAUUAUGACAAGUUUUAGCAUUUUGUAAACUAAGAAAGAAAUCGUGGGAAAGGGUUUUCAGUUUUUGGUGCUUUUUUUCUGUUUUCCUUAUUUUUGGAACAUAUUUUUUUUCAUCACAAGGAAGAUAAAAACAGAUGACGCUUCAAUGGGAUAACAUUGUUUGGUCACGGCCAAGCAGACAAUUGGAUCAUAGUGGUGGAUAUCAUUUCAAAUCUAGAGUUUUUUUUUUCUACCCAGAAGUGUAAAUUGCUGGAUUUGAGAUAGUAUUGUGAAAACUUCCCACUCCCAUGAUUCAAGAUAAUGACUGAUUUUUUAAACUGACAGAUUUUCAUCAAAAAGUAGUUCAAUGAACAUUUUCGUACAAUAUGCAAAACUAAAAAAACACUUGUAAAGUAAUGUCGGUUAAAAAAGAUCAUGGUUGCACCUUUAUGAAGAAUAAUAAGAUCAUAAUCAAACUAGACAUCUUUGCAAGAUAAAGCAAUAUGAUAUGUUAUGAAAUUCUUGGGUCUAACUUGAUCGGUUUCAUUGUAGUGGUAUCUAACUUCGAGACUGUAGUUCUUCUCGUGAUGAGAUGUACUUUUCAGAAGAGUUUUAUCUGAUCUUUACUAGUCAUAACCCCCUUUUUGGUAUUCAUAUAUACUGCCUUGGAUAGAAAUCUUAUAUGUGUAGGACGUUGUCAGAUUUUUGACAUAACUGAUGAAAAAAAAUGCCUUUUUUUUGAAGGGUGAAGGUGCUCAGAAUUAAUGUUUAAUUCAUUAUUAAUGACAACUGGAAAUUACCAUGGCAAUUCUGUAUGGAAACAAAUAAACUUGUCCUGUUGUUUGUCAGACAAUGAGAAUUCCAAAUCACUGUGUUUAUGUUGCGUCAAGAUACGAAAACAAGAUUUAUUGUAUAACGUACAUGUUCUUUUCUUUAUCUGCAUAGUCGGAUGUCAGUGUUUUUUUCAGGUCACUUGAUCAUAAUGAUAGAUUGGUGCUCUAUCUUUGUCAACGGGAGACCAACACAUGGUAGAAUUUGCCAGUAGAUCCCUGUUUUUAUGUGCAUCGUGGUUCUGUUUAUGUGGUGGCAAUACCUGUGGUUCUGUUUAUAUGUGGUCAGACACCCAUCUUUAAUCAUGAGAAUUCUCGGAGAUAUUGCAUGUUUGAUACUAAUCUUUAACAUUCAUCAGACCAAAGCAUUAUUUCGUUCCCUUUUGUUAUUUUCUCAUAUGUCUGCUUGUAGGGUUUUUCUGGUUUUAAUCUCUCUCUUUUUUUUCUAUGGAUAUUUGUCAGAGAAAAAAAAAUCAUACUUUUUUUUUUUUUAAAUAUUGCCUUUAAGGUGACAUGAACACCAUUUAAAUUCUUCUGUAUUAUGAAGAUCAUUUCUACUGUAAAAAAUUUGUCUUCAGUGUUAGAUCAAGAGAAAAAUUGUAGGGGAGAUAAAAAAAAAAAAAGGAAAACAACCUUGAACAUUAUUUUUAUUGUUAUACUUUUUGUUGAUGGCCAUAAGGUCCUGUUGUUGUUAUAUAAUAGAAAGGAAAUGCUGUCUUUCAUUCUCGUUUGUUGAAUUUUACUCCUCAGAAACUGAACAAUGUCUCUUGUUUUGCGAUACAUUUGUGUUUUAUGGAGAUAAAGAAACAAUAAGGCACUAUGUAUUCUUUCAAAAGAAACAUUUUUAGCAAUAGAACAAGUUGGGAGAAAAAAAUGUACAAACAUUGAGUGUUUUAAUAAUAAAAAAAUGUAAUUAUUCAUCA
This is a messenger RNA of Saccostrea echinata, 3476 nucleotides long. RefSeq names its product cdc42 homolog. Gene Ontology annotation, molecular function: GTP binding; GTPase activity. The record is from RefSeq and is a predicted model, not a curated record. Gene Ontology annotation, biological process: small GTPase-mediated signal transduction. The coding region runs from base 221 to 964 and encodes 247 amino acids. NCBI's taxonomy places the organism in Eukaryota, Metazoa, Mollusca, Bivalvia, Ostreida, Ostreidae. The transcript is spliced from 3 exons.